CACCUUCUUCUUCUCCUCUCACGAACAAGAGAAAGAGAAAGAAGAAAAACGAGACUUUUCUUUCUUUGAUUUUGUUUUGUUAUAAACAUUCUUUACAUCAAACAAAAAUCAGAACCCCAGAUAAAAAUAAAGGGGAAGAUGGGAGAUAAAAAUAAUGGAGCUUGUGUGGUCCUCGCUCAUUUUCAACUUUUCCUUCCCUACUAUAAUUCCCAACUUCAUUAUUGCUCCUCUUAUUUUUCAUGUUUUUUCACUCCUUAGAAUCUCACUUUUUUUUUUUUUUUUGAGAAUUUUGUACCCAAAGUUUUCGUUUUUAUUGUUUCACCUUGUAAUUUUUGCUAAUGGAUGGAAAAGGGAAGCAGAGGAUGAUGGGAAAGGUGGUGAAGAAGGAAGCAGCUGAGCUUGUUUGGGAGUCAUCAGAUGAUGAUGGGUAUGUGAAGAUGGGGUGUGUGGAAAAUGAUGUUGAGAGUAACAAGAAAAAGAAAGUGGUGGCUGGUGGCUGUGGUGGUGGUGGUGGUGGUGGUGUUGGAGGAGGAGGAGGAAAGAAAGGGUCAGGUGGUGGUGGUUGUGGUGGAAGUGGAGGGAUGAGGUGUUGUCAAGCUGACAUGUGUAUGGCUGAUCUGAGUGAUGCAAAGCCGUAUCAUAGAAGGCAUAAGAUUCCAUGAGCUAUCAGAAUUUGAUGAAACCAAAAAGAGUUGUUGCAGGCGUUUGGCUGGACAUAAUGAGCGACGAAGGAAGAAUGCUGCUGAAUCUCAUUCAGAAGUUGGUAACCACAAAGGGACAGUCACUCAGUUGAAAGAUAUGGUCUGCGGGCAGGUUGAUGAUAGGGGAAGAAUUAAAAUAACUAUCCAAGAAAAUGCCACUUACAAGCAUUUCCAGAUCAGAUAAACAGAUUGCUCUACAGUUUGCUCCCUCUCUUCUGUCAUCCUAGAGAUAAUCUUGUUGUAUAUGUAGUAUAUCAUUAUUGAAUAUUCCUGUAAGUAAGUUAAUCAUAUACUAAUGGCAUUGGAGCAUUCACUUCACAGUGACAGGGUUGCUAGUUCUGGUUCAGUCUUUUGUGGUUAGCCAAUUAACUUGACCCAUUCUGUACUUAUGGGGUAGGAUGUGAUCGUUGGCACUUGGCCAUCAUUGAGUGCUUUGCUUCAUUAAUGUUCCGAAUGUGAUUUUUAAGGUGUAUGGUAUUCAGUAUUCUGUGCA
Messenger RNA from Manihot esculenta (cassava), 1194 nucleotides. RefSeq names its product glycine-rich RNA-binding protein 10-like. Lineage: Eukaryota; Viridiplantae; Streptophyta; Magnoliopsida; Malpighiales; Euphorbiaceae. Gene Ontology annotation, cellular component: nucleus. The transcript has 2 exons. The record is from RefSeq and is a predicted model, not a curated record. The coding region runs from base 339 to 662 and encodes 107 amino acids. Gene Ontology annotation, molecular function: DNA binding.